AAUGGUUUAAUUGGCUUCUAAUAGAAGCUCGGUUGUAAAAGCCAUUGAUUCUACCUGGAGUAUUAUACGAACUCUAUAUUUUGCGAUUAUUCUCUUCCUAUUUACUCUCAUUGGUAUGAAGAAGGAAUCCAAUAAAUAUACCAAAGAAGAAUUGAAAUAUAUUAUUGAUGAAAGUAACGAUUGCAAUUAAUUAUUUAAUAGAGAUGCCAUUCAAGAGAAAACCAAAGGAUGAAGAUGAUGAUGAUAAUGGAAAAGAAGGAACUAAACCAAAGAUUUUCAGAGGUCUUGGAGGAGGAGCUGAUUGUAAGAGUUGAGGUU
Molecule: messenger RNA, 318 nt
Organism: Paramecium pentaurelia
Lineage: Eukaryota; Ciliophora; Oligohymenophorea; Peniculida; Parameciidae
Source: the annotation of a GenBank genome assembly